This is a messenger RNA of Melanotaenia boesemani (Boeseman's rainbowfish), 2735 nucleotides long. It is a transcript of the gene meis3, whose product is annotated as myeloid ecotropic viral integration site 3. NCBI's taxonomy places the organism in Eukaryota, Metazoa, Chordata, Actinopteri, Atheriniformes, Melanotaeniidae. The record is from RefSeq and is a predicted model, not a curated record. Gene Ontology annotation, molecular function: RNA polymerase II cis-regulatory region sequence-specific DNA binding; DNA-binding transcription activator activity, RNA polymerase II-specific. The coding region runs from base 496 to 1752 and encodes 418 amino acids. Gene Ontology annotation, biological process: embryonic pattern specification; positive regulation of transcription by RNA polymerase II; positive regulation of cell population proliferation. The transcript has 13 exons.
GUGGGGGCCAAGAGAUCCCGUCGCGUUUUGACCCCCAGAAACCUCCCCGCAACCCGCCACCACCAGAGUCACAAUUCCUCCUCCUCCUCUCCUCCUCCUCCUCCUCCUCUCCUCCUGACUGAAAACACCAUCGCUCAUCCCGGGCCGUGACAUUUUCCAGCCUGUCGCCGUACGCUGCGCAGCGAGAGCAGAGAGUCAAAAAGGAAAGGGGGGGCACGCUUCGUGAGGCUAUCUGUCGUCCGCACGGCACCGAGCAUCCCGAUUCUCUGCGAUCCGGAGCGAGAGGCGCACCAGGCGGAGGCGAGGCGCUACAGGAAGCCGCUGCUCCCUCUCACCCCGCUCUGUGGACUACACCGGACACGGCCUAAACAGGACUGGAUACGGCGGAUAUUUACGUCUCGGAGCCGAGAGCCAGAGGAAGGGGGGGAGCAAAGCUCGCUGGACUAGCCAAGGAGCGCAUCAUCAUCUCCGGUGUAGGUCUGGCUGUCGAGCCGCAUGGAGAAAAGGUAUGAAGAGCUGGUGCACUACUCAGGGUCGGAGGGCAUGUCACUGGGGGGGUAUGGGGACAAUGUAAGGGGGCUUCCACCCCCGCAGUAUGGACCCACCAUCCCUGACUCCCUCAAACACCACAAAGACCAGAUUUAUGGUCACCCACUGUUUCCACUGCUGGCCUUAGUGUUUGAGAAGUGCGAGCUGGCCACCUGCUCCCCUCGAGACUCCUCCUCCCUUUCAGCCACCUCCCACCUCCCCGGCAUGACCAAUCACAGUGAUGUUUGCUCCUCAGAGUCCUUCAACGAUGAUAUCGCUGCGUUUGCAAAGCAGAUUCGCUCAGAGAAACCCAUAUUUUCCUCCAAUCCUGAGCUGGACAACUUGAUGAUUCAGGCCAUACAGGUUCUUCGCUUUCAUUUGCUGGAGUUAGAGAAGGUGCACGACCUGUGUGAUAAUUUCUGCCAUCGCUACAUCACCUGCCUGAAGGGUAAAAUGCCCACAGACCUCGUGCUGGAUGAGCGGGAGGGAGGCUCUAAGUCUGACAUGGAGGACUUCAGUGGAUCCUGUACCAGUUUGUCAGAGCAGAAUGCAUCCUGGUUACGAGAACCAGAUGAAUGUGCUACUACUCCUCUGGGAACACCGGGCACCUGUGGCCUGCCCUCACACAGCACAGUAGACAACUGCAGUGAUGCAGGUGAUGGUCUUGAUGGAGGGGUGGCCUCGCCCAGCACAGGAGAAGAGGAUGACAGCGACAGAGACAGGAGGAACAACAAGAAGAGAGGCAUCUUCCCCAAAGUGGCCACAAACAUCAUGAGAGCAUGGCUCUUUCAGCACCUGUCGCAUCCAUACCCAUCAGAGGAGCAGAAGAAGCAGCUGUCGCAGGAUACGGGGCUGACCAUCUUACAGGUCAACAACUGGUUCAUCAAUGCCAGGAGGAGAAUAGUUCAGCCGAUGAUCGACCAGUCAAACCGCUCAGGUCAGGGUGGUCCCUACAGCCCAGAGGGAGCAGCUCUCGGGGGCUACGGUCUUGACGGGCAGGCCCACCUCGGACUUCGAACAGCAGGCCUCCAGGGAAUGUCGUCUCUACAGGGCGACUACCCUGGAGCUCUGCUGUCCCAACCAGGCUAUCCUCCGCAUCCAGGACCGUCCCUCCACUCGUACCCUGGCCCACACCCUCACGCCGCCAUGCUGCUCCACCCACCUCCACAUGCACACCCUGCAGAGCCGCUCCUCGCCCAAGGACUGGACAUACACGCGCACUAGCUGUUGAGGGAGUUGGGGAGUGUGUGGGGGGAACAUGACUGAAUGAAUGUGAGUGCGUUGGGAUAUAUGCCUGUGAGUGUGUGUGUGUGGCUGAGUAUAUAUAAUGACUCUUACAGUACAUUAUUUAAAGAAAAAAAGACACAUUGCUCCAAAAGUUUACAUUCCCUACUGAAAAAAACACUGACCUCAAUGUAGCUGUUCCACCUCUUAACAUACACACAACAUGCAAACAUUUUGCCUUCAUACAUCUCAGUCUGGACCCACAGGUUUAAGCCAUACCUCUCUCAGAGUAGAAGUGCUUCCUCCUCUUCAAACGUCUCCACUGUGUCCUGUGGGUGAGACACAUGCUUUAAAUCACACUUCCCAACAUACCUGCUGAACCACACGAAGGCGAUCAAUCGGACUGGAGAGACAGAUGACUUAUUGGCAGACAUUUUGCAACAGCACACUGAUCUUUCUACACACACAGACUGAUAAACACACACGCAACCACACACUCCUUAUUUAAAGCUUGUUUCUGUUCAUUUUUUCCUAUUCUAUUUUUGUAUUUAUGUGUGCCACUUCAGGCAGAUUCAGCUUCAUACAGGCUUGUUGAAAUGUUAGUGCUCUUCCUCAGCAUGAAGCUAAACAUUAUGAAUGACUUCCAGUCUGCCUGUUGUACCACUGACCUCCUUAAGACGCCAGCAGCAGCAGGCGUCCGAUACCUUAGGAUCUUUCCUAUACACAUGCAAAUACACAUACACACACAUAGCAACAAACACUACACAGAAAGCCAUUAUAGCACACAUGCACACAAACUUCUGUAAGCAUUUCUCGUACAUUGUCGACUGUCACAGCGGUGUGUGAAGGGAGCUGCAGCCAAAGGACUCUUAAAACAUUCGGCUCCCUCUCCACGCUGUUCUGACUGCUGAAAUAUUUCUGAAUGAUGACGAUGGGAACUACAGUUAAGAUAUUAAAAUGUUUUUGGGGUUCUUUUUGUAAAA